AUGACCUCCAACACCACCACAUUCACCCUCAACAACGGUGUCAAGAUCCCAGGCCUGGGAUUUGGCACCUUUGCCAAUGAGGGCGCAAAGGGUGAGACCUACAAGGCCGUCACCUGCGCCCUCAAGUGCGGAUACAGGCACCUCGACUGCGCCUGGUUCUACCUCAAUGAGGCAGAGGUCGGCCAGGCUGUGAGGGAUUUCCUCAGUGAGAACCCCUCUAUCAAGCGAGAGGAUCUCUUCAUCACCACCAAGGUCUGGAACCACCUCCACGAGCCCGAGGAUGUGAAGUGGUCGAUGCAAAACUCGCUGUCCAACUUUGGCCUCGACUAUGUCGACCUCUUCCUGGUUCACUGGCCCAUCGCCGCUGAGAAGGACGCCGACAACAAGCCCAAGAUUGGUCCCGACGGCAAGUACGUCAUCAAGAAGGACCUCACAGAGAACCCUGAGCCUACAUGGCGCGCCAUGGAGGAGCUGCUGGCCAGCGGAAAGACUCGCGCCAUUGGCGUUUCCAACUGGACCAUCCCCGGUCUGAAGAAGCUGCUGGGCUUUGCCAAGGUCAAGCCUGCUGUCAACCAGGUUGAGAUUCACCCCUUCCUUCCCAACACCGAACUUGUCAAGUUCUGCCAAGACAAUGGCAUCCUGCCCCAGGCCUACUCGCCUCUUGGCUCCCAGGACCAAGUCCCCACCACAGGCGAAAAGGUCCGCACCAACAAGACCCUCAACGAAGUCGCCGACCGCAGCGGACACACCCUGGCUCAGGUUCUUCUCGCCUGGGGUCUCCGCCGAGGCUACUCUGUGCUGCCCAAGAGCUCAACUCCCUCGCGCAUCGAGAGCAACUUCCAGGUUCCCACCCUCUCUGACGCCGACUUUGAGGCUGUCGAGGGCGUUGCCAAGGGCCGUCACACUCGCUUCGUCAACAUGAAGGAUACUUUCGGCUACGAUGUCUGGCCUGAGGAGAGCCCCGAGAAGGGUACUUCUGUUGUUUAA
Messenger RNA from Fusarium keratoplasticum, 987 nucleotides. RefSeq names its product Glycerol 2-dehydrogenase. The coding region runs from base 1 to 987 and encodes 328 amino acids. The transcript has a single exon. The record is from RefSeq and is a predicted model, not a curated record. Lineage: Eukaryota; Fungi; Ascomycota; Sordariomycetes; Hypocreales; Nectriaceae. Gene Ontology annotation, molecular function: aldose reductase (NADPH) activity. Gene Ontology annotation, cellular component: cytosol.